CUCCCAACUUAGAAAACUACCUCUUAGAAACAUCAAUUGACCAACAUAACAAAAACAAUACCCAAAUGGCCUCAACUCAACCUAACAACUACUUUCCAACUUUCCCUCCUCCAUCACCUUCCCACCCCUUCAAUCCUCCACCACCACCUUCACAAUCCUUUUACCCUCCACCUCCACCUUCGCACUUUAACCCUCCUCCACCACCCCCUCAUUCUUUUUCUCCACCUCCUCCACCAUUUCGAACAUCACCACCGUCACCACCUCGUCCAUUUUCUCCUCCACCCCCAAAGGUGCGACCACCACCACCACCACCUCGUCCCAUUCAUCCAUCUCCACCGCCACCACCUCGUCCUGUUCGUCCUCCUCCCCUUCCCCCGGCCCCACUCCCACCUUCACCCUCUCCAAACAACCCCACAGUCAUAAUAGUCGUGGUUGUCUCAUUGGGUGGCCUCUUGUUUCUCUCAAUGCUCGCUUUUGCUCUAUUCUGCUGCAUUCAGAGGAGGAAGAAGAAGACGCAAGAAACCGAGGUCCUUCACUUUGAUGAGCACCAAACGGUAAAGGAAACCAUCGUGCCUGGUCCUUUUGGACGAAACACAGUAGUGGUAACUGUUGAAGAUGAUGUGCAUAUUGAUGAAGAAAUCAAGACUGAGAAAGUUGGUCACGGUUUGCAUGCAAAAUCAUCUUCACCUCAUGAAGCAGAUCGAGUUACUUCUGGCAGCAUUGUUGAGGUGGCAACUCCUCUACGUGCACUUGAACAUCAUGAUGCUCAUCAUCACCAUCCUGAAAACAAGCCCUGAUUGAAAGAAAUAUAAACAAAGAUCUUGUCACACGGAGAAUUGCAUAUCCUUGUCAAAAGACUCCCAACAAGGAUUCUAUAACUUCACUUAACUUCGACGAAUAAAUAAAUAUCCUUAAUUUGUCCUUUCCUUUU
Molecule: messenger RNA, 931 nt
Organism: Glycine soja
Lineage: Eukaryota; Viridiplantae; Streptophyta; Magnoliopsida; Fabales; Fabaceae
Product: proline-rich receptor-like protein kinase PERK10
Exons: 1
Coding region: 66-797 (243 amino acids)
Biological process (GO): plant-type secondary cell wall biogenesis
Source: RefSeq, a predicted model, not a curated record